CAAAAAGUAGUUAGAAAAUGAAGCUUCACCCUAAAUUCAACAUACAAAGCUAAAUGGUAAAAUCUCUCUUUUAUUAUAGCAACGUCAUCUCCUUCUAUCCUCUAUAAUGCUAAACUUGUAACUCUUCUCUCUCUCCCACAUCAUCUUGCAACUUGCAGAGGGAUAGUAAAAAUGGGAGAGAAUUGUUUUUUUGUGUUUUUGAGGAAGUAAAGCUUGUGGGAGAUUGGAAGAGAAAGAGAAGGUCUGUAAGUUGCUGCAAUGCCAGUUCCUCUUGCUCCGUAUCCAACUCCUCCAGUUCCAUUUACACCUCCUCCUCCUCCUGCUAAUGGCUUAGGUGCACAGAACCAGCUUGUAUGUUCUGGAUGUCGAAACCUUUUGCUCUAUCCAGUUGGGGCGACCUCUGUGUGUUGCGCUGUUUGCAAUGCAGUCACUGCUGUGCCACCACCAGGCACUGAAAUGGCCCAGUUGGUCUGUGGGGGUUGCCACACCUUGCUUAUGUACAUCCGCGGAGCAACAAGCGUUCAAUGUUCUUGCUGUCACACUGUCAAUCUAGCCUUGGAAGCAAAUCAGGUUGCGCACGUAAAUUGUGGGAAUUGCAGGAUGCUAUUGAUGUACCAAUAUGGAGCGCAAUCUGUGAAAUGUGCUGUUUGCAAUUUUGUGACAUCAGUAGGGGCAUCGACAAGCAACCCAGAGCAGAAGUUUAAUAAUAAUUGAGACUACUUCACAACCAACUUGGCAAUUACAGAUUGUAAGAUUUCAGUUUUGUGUAUUAAAAUAUCCGUGAGGAUUGCGUAUCCCAGCAAAAGCAGAGGAGAGGAUGUUCUGUCUAGUCAUCUGUAUAGAGUUAGUUUUUUCCCUUGCGUGAUAUUUCAAUGAAUAAGAAGUUUUGGAUGGAUGAUGAAUAGAUAAAUGUAUGAGAAAGACUUUUAGGUGGUGAAUGGAUGUAUUUGGAAAUCUUAAGGAUAAGAAGAACUUCAAUUUCAUUUUUA
Molecule: messenger RNA, 989 nt
Organism: Mangifera indica (mango)
Lineage: Eukaryota; Viridiplantae; Streptophyta; Magnoliopsida; Sapindales; Anacardiaceae
Product: protein LOL1
Exons: 6
Coding region: 259-714 (151 amino acids)
Source: RefSeq, a predicted model, not a curated record